Messenger RNA from Aedes albopictus (Asian tiger mosquito), 3755 nucleotides. Its product is annotated as death-associated protein kinase related. Gene Ontology annotation, biological process: protein phosphorylation; intracellular signal transduction; positive regulation of apoptotic process. The transcript is spliced from 9 exons. Gene Ontology annotation, cellular component: nucleus. Lineage: Eukaryota; Metazoa; Arthropoda; Insecta; Diptera; Culicidae. The record is from RefSeq and is a predicted model, not a curated record. Bases 543 to 3212 code for a protein of 889 amino acids. Gene Ontology annotation, molecular function: ATP binding; protein serine/threonine kinase activity.
GUGGAGCUAGGGCUUUCCACGCGAUCGACCGAACCCAGUCAGUCAGUGAUCAUUCGAUAUUGUUGCCUGGCGGACGCAAACCACAGCAACCAGAGAACUAGCGCGAGAAAAAAAAUAAGAUGAUCGCGAGUUUCGACGGUGGAAAAUAGAGGAACGCGAAUAGGAAUCAUACCGAAGUGCAUCAGUAGUGUGAUCUAGCCAGCGAGAAAGAGAAAGCACGACGAAGUUUUUGCUUCUCGUUUGGGAAAAGUCAUAUUUGCUGAAAGUAUCGAUCGCGCAAAAAUUCAAAAUCCCUAGGGCAACAUUGCGAUCAGUGGAUCAACGUAGUAGGCGUUUUUAUAAGUGUGCCGAAGAGAGUGGAAUUCCAUACAGUGGAAAACAGCCUCUGCUAGCGUCAGAUCAAAACGUAUCGAACCGGAAGUGAAGUGAUAGCUUUAGUCCUGCAUGUGAGCUGUGUUAUAAUAUCGAUUUACGUAAACUGAUAGAGGCACCAGUAGCAGUUUCAGUUUCAAUCACCGGAAAGCACAGCAGAAACUGCAAAAAUGAUUCACGUGGACGAAACCGAUCCCGUUGGUGAUGCGCCACCGCCAUUUCCUUAUCGUGAGGUUAAGAUUGAACGCGACGUCGAUGCCAAACAGUUGUACGAGCUGAGCACAGAAAUUGGAAGGGGCAAAUUCGGAGUCGUACAUGUCUGCAAGGAAAAAUCCACCGGCACCCGGCUGGCGGCCAAAUUCAUCCAGAUCGUCAAGAAGGGCGACCGGCGAAACAUCGAGCGCGAAGUUCACAUGAUGAAUGUUCUGCGCCAUCCGAAGAUCGCUCAGCUGUACGGCGCAUACGAAUUCGAUCGUACCUUCUGCAUGGUCAUGGAGCUGGUUGAAGGAGGCGAGUUGUUUGAUCGUGUGCUGGACGAGAAGUUUAUCCUAACGGAGAAGGCUUGCUCGAUUUUCAUGCGACAGAUUUGCGACGCGAUUGGCUAUAUCCAUAGCAACAACAUUGUACACUUGGAUCUGAAACCGGAGAACAUCCUGUGCCUCACAGAGAGCGGGAACCGGAUAAAAAUCAUCGAUUUCGGCCUGGCCCGUGAGUACGAUCCGGACAAUAAGCUGCAGGUGCUGUUUGGGACGCCAGAAUUUGUAGCACCGGAAGUGGUCAACUUUGAGGCGAUCAGCUUCGCAACAGACAUGUGGAGCGUGGGCGUAAUCGCAUAUGUGCUCGUGUCCGGCCUUUCCCCCUUCGCUGGCGAAGACGAUAUUCAGACCAUGGCAAACAUCACGAUAGGCCGAUAUGACUUCCUGGACGAAGCAUUUGACACCGUGUCCGAAGAAGCGAUAGACUUCAUCAACCGAUGCUUGGUAAAAGAACAAAAGGAACGAAUUACUGCAGAACAAGCCCUAAAACACAAGUGGAUCAAACGAAAACCGCAGUACUAUCCGACCAAUCGACGACCUUCCAUCACCACCUUUAAACCUGUGCGGUUAGAAACCAAUGAUAGCAACAACAAUAGUAACAACAAGUCCGACGCCGAGAUCGACAAAGAAAACCUCAAAGAACUGGUCACCAAGUGGAACGAGAAUCCGAAUAAUCGCUACGCCUUCGAACAGGCAACGGAGAAUGUCAUCUCGCCCAGUGGAGAAACGGUUCAAAUUCGACGCCCAGAUGCCGGCAGCCGGCGGGGCAGCUUAGCUAGAGGCGACGAAGACCCGUUGCUACUAUCCCCAUCAUCGUCAACUUCCUGUUGUUCGUCUUCGUCACCACUCUCAUCGGAAGUGAGCGCUACUAACCUACUGCACCAACCACCGAACAGUGAGAGUUUCAUCAAUUCCCCGCACCAAUCGAACCAUGCAUCAUCUCGCCCCGCAUUAGUGCCAUUAGAAGUAGUUUCUAACAUCACAGAACCGAGUGCCAACGAAAUUGAAAACACCAACAUUAGUCGUAAUUGCAAUACUAGCAGCAGUAGCCUAAGUAGUUGUAGUAGUUUCGAGCGAUCUUCUACUGUUCAACCAGCCUCGCACGGAAUGUUGUCACCAUCUGAUCACCAUUCUCGUUCAUAUUUCUCAGAUCAUCAAAAUUUGCAAUCGCAACAGCAGCAGACUCUACCGGAAAUGGUCGUUCAACCCACUCAAGUCAAGGUAUGUGAUGAGUUACGAAUGCUGUCCGAUUUACUAAAACUAUCUACCACCAUCCAAUAUAAGGAACCCGUGCCAGAACACCCCCAACAAUCAUCCUCACAACAACCACAGACACAGAACAAUAUCCCAACGACACCACAGAGUAACGGUUCAAGUACCCCCGUGACCCCACUAAGCCCCAUCACUCUCAGCACGGCCGAACUGGACACGGACCUGGAGAGUCUCAAGACCAAGGUUAAAACCAAAACGUCAAAGGCGCAGAACAAGCUAAACGAACUUGCGCAGCAACCGGAGUUCCUCUCGAACGAAACCUUCAAACUGCAGACGUUCAAGUUCCUGCCCAAAUCGAUCAGUCUGUGCAACGACGAUUCAGUAUUCAAAGAAAACUACACCAAGUUCUGUGAUCGCAACGCAAUUCUGAAACCUCCUCACGUUCAAGAAUCAUCGUCCGCGGCGUCCGAGGAAGUGACUUCCAGCAGUAGUUCCACGACGACGACGACAACCGAAGUCUCCGAGGGUACCAAGGUGAUCGUGACGAAAACAACCAAGAGCACCAAAACGGCAGCCGACGGCACGAAAACCGUCACCGUUCGGAAGACGAUCGUCAAGCAGAAGAAGAUCACCGAAGAAGCCACCGACAAGGACAAGCUCAAGACCCAAAACAGUCUCACGCAGCAGGAUCAGGCCACAGUCAAGCGGACCAAGUUCCGCGUCAACCAGAUGAGCAGCAGGGACGUCCCUGUUGCGAACGUGGCCAAACGAUACCUGGAGCAGAACCGACUGAUCGCCAACGCCGCGUCCGUCAACCUUCCCAAGGAUGACUGCAUUGUCAAGAAGAUCCACAAGACCAGCCUCGUGAACCACUUCCAGCAACAAACCACAGCGUCCCACACCGAAACGGCCAACAAUUUGAAAAACUCGAUGAAAACCCGUAGCAUUUCCGUCGACUGGGACGCCGUCAAUGCGGUCGAGAACCGAUCGAUGAAAACGAUCAAUUCCUUCCUGAGACGGACCUCGGCUACCACCGCCGGAUCGGCCGUCAAACAGAUCCAAGCCCAGAUCGAGGCUAGUAUUCACAAGUAGGCUCCUUUCAUGAUCGGCUACUCUUUCUGGGGACAUGCGCUUAGCAUCCAUUCGUUGGACAAAUUUAUGUGCGUGUUAACGUCUAUUGGAUAUAAAAGUGCGUGAUGUCAAAGACACGAUCGAGUUCAUAAUAAGUCGUUUCCUUCAUAACUUAACUCUAGUCAUUCAAUGUUAUGUCAUCAUUACUCAUGAUCAUUUCCCCAUCUCAUACCAUCGUUUAUCUGUUCACACAUUUCAAAUGUCCCUAUCGCACCAUGUUUACAAUAAUUGAUAUUUAUUAUAUCGAAGUAUUUCGAUUCAUGAAACUGUUAGUAAUUUUAUCUAAUGUGUUACCUGGAUGGUAAACAGAAAAUAAACGAAUCUUGUCAAAUGAAAAAAAAAAAAUCAAUCCAAAACAUGUUAGGAUUUACGAUAAAUGAUAAAUUACCACAGUGAUACACAGAAGGAUACAUACUUGCAACGCAGUGAAGAAGCAUGUAGCUAAAUUGUAUAUACUCAGAAUAUCUGAAUAAAGUAAAUAAAAGAUAUUAAAUGGUUAAAAUA